Dromaius novaehollandiae (emu) is the source of this 10166-nucleotide messenger RNA. RefSeq names its product sterile alpha motif domain containing 12 (gene SAMD12). The transcript has 5 exons. Bases 136 to 618 code for a protein of 160 amino acids. Lineage: Eukaryota; Metazoa; Chordata; Aves; Casuariiformes; Dromaiidae. Gene Ontology annotation, molecular function: protein binding. Gene Ontology annotation, cellular component: cytoplasmic side of plasma membrane. The record is from RefSeq and is a predicted model, not a curated record. Gene Ontology annotation, biological process: cell surface receptor protein tyrosine kinase signaling pathway.
GUCAGCGGAGCGCUGCAGGUUGCUCGCCGCGGCUGCAGAUGAGCGGAGCGAGCGCGCGGGCGGGGGGGCGGCGGCCGGGGCAGCGCGGCCGGGGCCGGGGCGGCGGCGGCCGGCGCGCUAUGCGCCGCUAGGAGGAUGGCGGUGGAAGCUAUCCAUUGCAAUCUGAAUCCAAAUGGUAUUGAUCAUCCUGUCCCCACAGAAGGUAUUAACCUGCAACUUGAAGGUGAAGGAGUUGAAUCACCCACUGUUAAGAACACUUGUACGCCGAAAGGGCCUGAGUCGAAAGAGACACCCAAGAGACAAGUGGAGCCAGAAAUAUCUAAGUCUGGCACUGUGAAGCUGACCAAGCCAGUAGCUUUGUGGAGCCAGCAGGAUGUUUGCAAGUGGUUGAAGAAACAUUGCCCAAAUCAGUAUCAAAUCUACAGUGAGUCAUUCAAACAGCAUGACAUAACUGGCCGUGCUUUGCUGAGGCUCACUGACAAAAAGCUUGAACGAAUGGGCAUUGCCCAGGAAAGCCUGAGACAGCAUAUUCUGCAGCAAGUCCUUCAGCUGAAGGUGAGAGAAGAAGUCCGAAACCUCCAGUUGCUUACACAAGCCCCAGCAGAGAGCUCUCCAUAAACAUUGCCAGCCUCUAAAGCUGCUGUCCUGCCACUUGAUAUGAAAGUGAACUUUUCUUCCUAAGAAAAACCAUAAUAAACGGCACUGCCAGAAGGUGACCAUGGAGGACUGAAGACAAGCUUGAAGUAAAAUCAUCCUGCUCAAGAUGAUGCAUUCUGGGAAGAUCUGGUUUGCGGUGGAUUAAAAAUGUGGUGCAUAAUAUCCAGUGCUAGUUUGUUUGAAAUGGUCAUUGACAGACCUUUAGCUGGAAAAUUUCUUCCAGUUUUCAUCACUGUGCAUAACUUUUGAGUUCCCUUUAGGGGACAGUCUGUGCCCUUCACUAGGAGUCCUGUUUUAGCAUGGCAACUACUGGAUUCUUUUGUUAUGUAUGCAGAUGGCAUGAUGUUUUAGGAAAAACUUGCAGCAAUUCUCCAAUCUCAGUGGAUAUGUUCACAAUAUUACACCCCUGAUAGGAAUGUAAACAUGUCUUGUAUAUGUUAGUUUUGCAGUCUAAUGGUAUUCUGUUGAACAAUAUCAGCACUUCGUAUGUGCUUUCUGCACAGAAAAACUAGCACAGUCCAUAUAUAUAUAAAUGUCUUUUUUUUAAUACAGAGGAUAUGUUUCAGUAUUUGUGCUGAGACUGCAUCCAAACUGAAGUCCACUACUUGCAUACCUUCACUAAUUCACAGUAGAUUGUGUAGAUAGAUUUGCACGUGGCAAAUGUGUGACUUACUUUAUUGAGACUUAGAACAGCUGUCACAGAGGUAGCCAAGAACAGGGUAAGUUGAACGAGCCGUAGGAAACUGUCUGUUCACCCUCUUAUCUGCCAAAAAUCAAAGGUUCUCAUUUCCAGGGUGCCAAAGCAGUUUUCUUACUCAAUGAGGGAGAAGAAAGGGAGAGCACCUUUCUAAGAGAUGUUUGACCCUGGGUUUGGUCUACAAUAAAAACAGAAUAAACUGGAAGAAUGCAGGUUUUUUAUGCUGGUUACCAUUUAUGUUUUGGGCAGGAUUGGGGAAUCGUAGUCCAAACCAGAACUCUCUGAAUCGAGUAUAGUGUAAGACUGUAUACUUCUAAGGAGCAAGACUCUCUCUCUGGAGAGGGCAGACUUCAUUAACUUUUUUCCACUUUCUACCCAAAACAGUAUUUUGGUAGGAACUUGGAAUAAGCAAAUGGUUUUAAUAAGCCUUUCAAUAUACUGUAGCAGGCUCAAGACUGUUGCAUUCAACCUGACCGUUGUUUUUUGUUCAGUCUCUGGCUGUAUCACAGCUGGCUGUGGUACCAUUUUAUCCAUGGGGACUUAGUGGAAUUAGUGUCUGUCCCUCCCAUCAGGACCUUCUUGACACACUCUUUCUAAUGAACUGAUGUCAUCAGCAUACUGAGGGGACUUAACUGUUUGUUCCUUUUCUCUUUAAAAUCAAAGGUAGCUUUUGGGGUAUUUAAACACCAUCAUUCUCGCCAACCAGAUGGAUAGGUGCUAUAGAGUUGCUGUUAGUGUAACUGUGAGUGAGACUCUGCGCUGGUGUGAAGAUGCAGUGAUGGAGAGAAGGUGCAAGUGUGUCAAGUCAAAGGAAUAUCUUAGCGCAGGUUCCUGCUUAAAAACUAUUGUACAGUUCAUUGCUAGGGAAUGCAAGGUCAACCAAUGAGGGUCCCUGUACAUCCAACAUACAUAUAUGGUUAGGGGCUGUUUUUUUCAGAUGGGUAUGGUCUUACAUUACAGCUCUCCACCCACCUCAGAUUCAGCAUGUUGGAUACUUCUAUGCUAUUCAGUCUAGAAACAAAUUAUUUUUAUUGAUGGCCAAGAUUUUUAGAAGUGGCUAGUGAGUUCUGAUAGUUUGGGUCUUUCUGUGGGUUUUCAAAUGGAGCUGCCAAAAAUUUUGAGGCAGUAAGCAUGUAUAUUCUCUUUCUGAAAAUCCUGGUCCCUGAUUUUAAAUUAACUGGUUUAAAAAAUCUCCUUAAAACAUAGGAAUCUUUGCCAGCUGCAACAUACACAUUUUUUUUAGAGCUUUUGUUAGCAUCGCAAGUUGGAAUCUGAUACUUAUUAAAUGGACUGGCCAUGCGCAUUGCUGAAUUCCAUUCUAAGCUCCAGGAAAUUUUAUAGCUCUUUCUGUUAUAGAUUUUAAAAAUGUACUCUGGCAACUGACAUCAAUUUCAUUUUGGUAGGGCGAUUUAACAGAAAGUUUGAUACCAGUUAUUUUAGAAAGAAGGAGAAUGCUAUACUUCUGCAGUAGGGAUUCUCUUAUUUUACUACCUAAUGAAAAAUUCUGGAACAAUAUGAAUGAUAAGAGUUUAUCGGAGAGUGUGGUGUGUAAGAGAAACUGCUGGGUUAGGGGAAGAGCCACUAGAAGCAUUUUGUGUAUCAAUGUUAGUUUUGAACAUCUUCCAGUAUAUGGGCAUGAAUUUAGGUGUGUGAACUUCUCCUGUUAAAACAGUUUGUUUUAAAAGCUUCCCAGGAUUUUAGCUAUGGUAAUCUAGAAAAGCAGUGUUAUAGGCCCUGAGAAAUGUGAAAAUAAAGUCCGGAUCCUUGUCUAGCCAAACGCAGUGAGAAUCCUGCUGUAGGUUUCUAUCAGACCAGUCUUGUUGGAAGCUGUUGUAGGCCUCCAGCUGCCAGACAGCCUACACAUAUGAAUAACUUAAUGCAUAAGCAAGAACCGUUCCACUGAGCCCAGUGACACUACUCACAUGUGUACCUGUCUGCAGGAGCCAUAAUGAAAUAACUGUACUUUUGGCUUGUAUUUAUUCAUCAUGUUUGGAUUUUUUAAUCACUGUUAUGCUCCCAAAGUAGGCCAUGCUUCCUCAGGGAUAUUUAUGAAAUUGUUCUACAUCUAUUGAACAACUGUCUGGAUCCCAGCAUAUUCUUCUGAAAACUUUGUAAUAUAAAUAAACAUGUGGGAGAGAUUUUUGUUAUUAUGAAUGGGGGCAGGUACUGUCUUCUCGGAAAGGCUAUUGAGUGCAGACAAUCAAGUCUACUGCAUUUUUUAUGCUGAACACCUUAUUAAUAGCAGACACAUCCGCUUUUGCCUGGGUCGCAAGAACAGUUCUAUGGAAAGAAUGCUUUAUCUCUAGUCAAUAAAUCAUUUAUGUCGAGAGUGCCAAAGACCAAGUCAACAUGAAAGGGAACGAAUAAGUUAUUCCGGCAAAGGAAGUGAAUUUAAAUAUGCUCAGAGCCAUUAGUUCUGUGCAAAAGAGUAGAAGGCUAAUGCUAUUUUAAUAAAACAGCAAUUAUCAGCCCUGUGGAGGGAGAUGUAUUCGCAAAGGCCGGUACUACCAUUACAUUGAUCACUAGUUGUCAUCUCUGAAAUACAGGUAAAGUGAAAUAGUGUCGCAGUCAAGACGCUGUUCUCAGUGUGCAGCCCUGCAGCCUCCCUCCCGUGAGUGGGCCCUCGCCUGCUGCCGCUGCUUACCUGGUUUCUUUGUAUGGAGAAAGGUGGCAGGGUCAGGCCCGCUCGGAAACACGGAGUCUCAGCUGUCCUAAGUGCUCCAAAUUGCCAGAGUCUAACACCAGAGAGCUGAAGGGAUUGCUAGCCCCAGAAAAUAUACUGCAGCUGAAAACAUCUUUUGCACUGUUUUAUUCCCUUUUUUUUUCCCCAUCUGUGGGGCUUUCUUUGCCUGAAGCCCCCUGAUUUACUCUGUUAAGGACAAUAAAGCCUUCUUGGAGGGGAGUUUGCAGAGCUCUGCUGGCUGUUUGGUUUCGCCCGUCUGUUUGCAUGCAGUGCUCCAGCAGUGGGCUCAGUCCUCGCUGCCUGUUUCUUGCAGUAAAUGUUACUUGACAACUAGACUGAAAGCAGCUGCAGUGCCGUUAAGGAAAUCCAAACCAUUAAAAAUGACCAAAUUCUUUUUUUGUUUAGUUCAUAAUUUUCGGAAGACCCUAGGCCAGACCGCCAGCAGAUGCAAAUUGGCACCAAUCCAUCAAAGUCACUGGAGGUUUGUGGAUUGAUGCCAGCCAUGGAGCCAGUCCUAGGGUGACUUUUUUGUUAUAACUUCAGCUAACCUCCUCAAGCCCCCACAAAACCACAGGAUCUCAAUUAUUCAAAACUGUCUCAGGCAAGCAAGUAAAAUCCUGCAUUUUUCACCUCAAUCCUCUUCUAACAAAUAACAUCUUUGCAACCAGAGUCUCCUUGAAAGCCCCUGCUACAAGACUGUGGUAUAAUUGACCCUGGUAUAUAUAGACUGUGGUCAAUAAGAUUUUAAUUUAAAAAGAAGUAGUCCUUUGGUAUAAUUAAAAUUGAUGGGGGAAAAGUACUACUAACAUUACCUGCAACUCCCUACAGUGAAAUUCAGGAAAGCUAGCUGGAGUGCAAAAAAAACCCACUAACACAAUGUAUAGGUGAUUAGGCAGCAAUUAAGGAACACAGAUGUUUGAUGAGGGAAGCUAAAGAAAUGUGUGGAAAUUCAGUGGCCAGUAGGUUGUGGCUAGUAAUUCUUUAAAUAUAUCCUAAUAAAUACAGUCUAGGCAGAGCUAAGUCUGAUGUUAGACAGGCAUAGCACAAUAAUUACUCAUAGUGCAUGAAAAAGAGGAGUAAUCAACAAAUAUUCUUGUUUUGUAUUUGAAAGCAGUACCACGAGGGAGUCAGAUUGCACAUUAAAAUGUAAUUCCUCCUACUCCAUCGGUAAUUAUGGGUAAUAUUAAAAAGCAACUAUCCAAACAUUUUUUUUUUAAUUUGCAAAGCCAGAUAACUGACUCCAAGAGCAUAGGAAAACUUGCCUAGGUUUUCUCAGAACUGGGAGACAUAAAAGAAGCUUCGAAUGACAAAAAAUGCCAAUAACUGAAAAGAAUGGGUGACCUGACCCAGAAAAGUGUAGGCUCAUUAGCUUCCUAUCAAUCUUAGGCAAAAUCAUGGAAAGGUUGAUAGGACACAAUCGUUAAAGCAAUUAAAAAUUGAUAGAACCCUCCAAAUGAUUUUUAUAGGAAUGUGGUAUGUCAAAAAACUUGCUAUCAUUUUUGGGGGAUAUCAAAGGUUUGUUGAUAAAAGAAGCUCUGCUGACAUACUAUACUUAGUCUUCUAUUCAUCAUUUGAUCCUGAUAAAGCAGAAAAUAGCGCUAUGCAAAAUCAAUAGAGCCCAUACUAAGUAGCUUAGAACUGAAUACAUGCUAUAUCACAAAAAAUAGCUGUAAUUACAAAAUUAUCAUCAGUGAGAAUAUUUCUAAUGAGCUCCUCCCAAGGUAUGGUCUGUUUUCAAUACUCCUCCCAGGGAAAUGCAAACUUAUUGUUGGCAACAUCCAGAGAUUACAAAAAUCGGUGUUUGGUUAAAUAAUGAUGCGGAGCAGGUCACUCAUACAGACUAAGCUGGAGUAUUACAGAUGCCGAAAUCCAAGGGAGAAGAACGCAAGUCACACUUAGAAGAUCCAGGAGGAUGUCUAGCAUAUGGUGACUACGAAGGUCUGUGGUUCUGAUAAAUAAUCCACGCGUCAUCAACCCUGAUGGUGCUCUUGCCAGCUGGGAAAAUGUAGUCUUCAAGGAGGCCAGGCAGCAGCAUUUGGGAAGAUAUUUAGUACGCAGCAGUGGUGACACUGUUACAGCGCCCAUGUGUGCAGGUCAGGUGCCCAUGUUUCAAAAGAAUCAUGAGAAAUUGGGGAGAUCAUUUUUUCAAAAGCUACCCAUUGAUUCAAGGGCAGGAAAAGAGUUGAUAUUCUAGUGCCAGACGAAUAAAGCUCAAGCUGUUAAUUAACAGAGAAUUUGAAGAGGUGACUUGAGCUCAGUCUGCAAUCACAAUCUUUUACCUGUACAGUGAAGAGGUGUCUGCAAACAGGUCACUCUUUUACAUAGAAGAAAAGGGAAUGACGAGCUGUACUGGUUGGAAACUGAUUUCGGACUAGAAAUUAAGUGCAAAUGUUCAACAGAGAGGAUGAUUACACGUGGAGACAACUUAGUUACCUGGCCUGUUCUCCAUCACAUAAAGUUUCUAAAUGUAGGCAGAAUAUUUUUCUAAGUCAAUGACCUCUACCUCAAGCAGAAAUUUGGGCUUGUUGCAGCAAUGACUGAAUGAGGUUCUUAGAUAUGUGUUGUGCAAGAGAAUAGACUAGAUGAUCAGAAGUAAAAUUCUGGAAUUAAAAUCUCUUGAAGUUUCCAAUAUGACAGGAAGGAAGGCCAACCUAUAUCCAUUUUUUCACACAAAAUUGUCUUAAUUUAAGUGGAGAGCUUAUACAGAACUGUACUACAAGCAUUUGAUACAAACUUGAGUGGGUCUGCUCACAGUUGCAAGGUUUUUCUGCAUGUGAUUAAAGGGAGCAGAACUUGACAAGGAAGGACAAGAAAAGCCCUUGGACAUAUAGAAUAAGUCUGUUGUCUUCCAUAAUGGCUUGGGACAAAAUCAUGCACUCAGAUGAUAAGGUCAAGUGAGAAUUUAGUCUGAGCAAGGAAUAAGAAUGCUUGGUUUGCAUCUUAAUUAAGGAGGAAGCAUUUUGCAAGCAAGAAACAGGAUUUCCCUAUGUUCAAGAACUGACAGAGAAACUGCAGUGCUGCUUGAGAAUUAUAUUCUCUUGCUUUGCAGCUGAACAAGGUACACAAGCUCCUUGCUUCAAAGACAGAAAAGUGUUCCUGCUUGCAUGACGAGCCCCACUGGAGCUGGCUAAUGAAGCCCUUGAAGGGAAUGACUUCUGUGGGACUGACAGAGCAAUAAGUGCUGUUCCCAGCCAUGAGUUUUUGCCCUGUUACAGUUGGCUGGUUUGAAUGUUGUACUUCAGAAAUAAGCAAAGGAGGGCUCAAUUUCUCAUGCAGGUUUCCCAAGGCUACAGUUGAUAGGUGCAAGGCAAGUACCAACCACCUUUCAUGAUUCAUCACUGUGCUGUGGAAAGCAGAAUACAAAAUAGGAUGUUUGUUUUAAAGAGUAAACAGUACAUCCAUGCAACAGAAACUAUAAAAGCAACACUCACUGCAAAUUGGUAUUGAAUCAAUAUCAAAAAGCUGAAAGAAGAAGGGAGCUAGCUACAAACAUAACUAAAAAGAUAAAGAUUUUCUUGGAUUCUUGCUCUAAUCCAGUGUGAAAUCCUAAGAAAAUGAGUCUGGCUGAGAUUUAUUGUUUAAAGAACAUUGGUACAUACUAGAUGCCUGUCAAAUAAAUUCUGUGCAGUCACUAGUUUAUGUUCAUGAUAGCUUACAAAUAGCCUCCCUAUUCUGAAACACCUUGCAGCCGUGAAGGAGUGCUGGCCUUGAAGGCAUGCCUGCAGUCACGGGGCGGCCAGAGAAAGCAGCUGAUCUUGCACAUGACUGUAUAAUGUCUACUUCUUCCAUAAAAGUAGGAUUUCAAGCAUUACUGUAACACAUUCAGGCUUAGUCUGAGAAUGAGAUGAAAAGCUCCUUUCUGAUUUUAAUUCCAAAUACAUCUAAAUACGUUUUUCAGAAAAAUAUCCUCUGUAGCUAUUGUUACAUCUCUAAUCAUAUUACUUCUAUUAAGUACUUGCCUUGAAUCCAUCUAUUUAAUAUCAUAAAUCACCAAAUUAAAUACGGAUACACAGUUUGGGGUUUUUUUAAACAGGGAGAUCAAUAUUGCAGCAAAACUGCAUGUAAGCAAUAAAAAGUUGUGCAGAGGAAAAAAAAUCAAUCUAUCUGCCCCAUCAGAUGCUAUGGGGAUUUGUUUGUUUGUUUGUUUUGUUUUCUGAGAGCAUGGUUUUACAUCUAGAUAGAUGUUUUCCCUACUGAGCCAGGUUCUGGUCUCGAGACUAGUCCAAACAGAGAAAUGUUUGGAGUCCUCUUACCCUUUCAUUUUCAUUUCUCGUAUGCAAGAGGCUCUUUCUCUGUGUUUUUAUUCUGAGAAAGGUAGAAAAGAGAUUACGUUGCUUCCACUGCAAUUGAGAAGUCACAGAAGUAUAUCAUCUUCCAAACUAUGCAAAACAUCUCAGCAUGAGACGUAUAUCUCAUCCUUUUCCCAAUGAGUUCAACUCCACAGACCAAGAUAAGCAAAAGUUCUGGGCCGUGCUGAGCUAAGGUGCAAGCUAAGACCCGAGUCCUGUACGAUGCUGACGGCUCUCCUGCAUGCGUUGCAGGAGACAAGGGCAAGUGAUCUUGCGUCCUCAGCCCUUGCAUUUCAGGGCACCUGCUUGACUGAGGCUCUCGAAGGCAUGAUGCAGACACACUCGGGGCCGUCAGGAGCUGUGCUGCUUCCCGGUGUUUGGUUAUUGCUGUCUCUUGGGCUUCUCCCAAAAUAAAGGUGAACUGCAUGGGGCAAUGAUCUGAAAAUGUGAAUGACCAGCAUUUCUCCAAAGAUGAUGCACAAUCUGAGAAGACUCCCUUAUUCUGUAUUAAGCUACUAAAAUAAUUAGCAAGUAUAACAGGUAUAUUUUUAACUUUUUCACAGUUAUUGCAGAAUCUAAAAAUGACAAACCAUACCAGCAGCUUUCAGAUGCCCAGCCAGCUCCCACCGCGCUGCCAGUACAGGGACAGGUGUUGAUUUUGGACAUGCUUUGCUUUAUCUUCAAUGUCUUUUAGAGACUGUAGAUAUAGGGACCCGUAUUAAAAACCUGGCUCACAAUUAUUAUCUCUUUUUCACAAAUAACUCUGAAUACAGCUAUCUUCAAAAAAAAAGAUGAGAGUGUAUACCUGUCUGACUAUGCCAUCAGUCUUAAGCCAGCAAAGGGCCUCUAAAUAAGGGUUCCUCCAACUUUGGGAGCCAAAUCUGGGUUUGACUGAACCUGACCUUAAGAAAAGCAGAUAAUUUACAGCUGGAAUUUAAGCCACCUCUGAGCUAUCUCCAAAGGUUGUCCCAAAUUAAUGGCCCAUAUACAGAAUUAGACUAUUGGCUGCACUUAAGAUUGUUGACACGAGCAGUUGUUCAUGUAUGCAAAUUACAGGAACAGAAAGGUAGCCCAGGAUUGAGUUCCCGGGAAAAUCUGGUUGCCUGAUUCAAGUUAACUGUUAAGGAGCCUGAUGCAGAAGUUAGGGAGAGCAAUUCCCUGGCCUGCAGUAUGUAGGAGGCCAUGUUAUAUGAUCAGAAAGGUCUCUUGUAUGUUCAGAAAUUGUGACUAGUGUUGCUGCCUUUGGUUCAGUUCUUGUUUGCAUUCACUAAGGAAAUCAUCUAAGUCUGUAAUCUCCUUUUAAUGUUAACUUGGUUGAAAAUCUGGGAUAUGCCAGCACUCGAAUUGUUAAAAAGUGACUCACUGUUGUUCCCAGUAUAUCUGUGACUGAACUUUUUUAAGACAGAGCCAAAUGAGGUGGCAUAACAAAAAAGUGUGCCUUUUUGUUUGAUGUACGCUGUAUUUCCCCAGGCAUCCAAGGUGUUCAUCUGCACAGCAGUUCUUUUUUUCCCAGAAUACAGAAAUUAUCACGCAAUCUAAUUUUCUGUGUACUAAGUGGCCAUCACUGUUAAUUCCACCCUACAGUUUUUAUAGUUACUCUUUAAUUCCUUCUGUUUUCAAAAAUCAACAAAAAAUAAAACCAGGGUGGGAGGGAGGAAUUCUUUUAAACAAUGAGAUAAAAAUCAAUAUCAAGUUUUUGGUAUCUUUGGGCAUGAUCUCUGGAAGCUUUGGAUAUCUGCUUUAUCAUUUUGUAUAUUUGACAAUUUUGUACUCUGCAUUGUUUGACUUCAUUUGUGCAUGGCGAUGUAUUAAAACAUGGAAUUUUUAUUAUACAGUAAAA